UGUUGUUGAUAUUGGGACGUUAUUUCUUAAUGUAUCUCAAAAAAGCGUUAAAUGGGGAAUCUUCCAUCCAUGUCUGAUUUGUUAUUACGUUUUCUGAAAAUUGUACUUGAUAACUUUGACUCAGGUAAAUGGGUAACAGAACUUUCAGAGUUGGCAUUUGAAGCAAAAUCAUCGAAAGAUGAUGCAUGGUAUGAUGUUGCUACAUUCCUCUCAUACAGAGUAGUCAGUUCAGGAGACCUUGAAGUUAAAGUGCGAUUUUCCGGAUUUGGUAGGGAGGAAGAUGAGUGGGUGGAUGUGAGAGGUGCAGUGCGUGAGCGAUCUAUUCCUUUGGAAGCUUCUGAGUGUCCGAAGGUGAAGGUUGGGGACCUAGUGCUAUGCUUCCAGGAAAGAGAACAUCAAGCUGUAUACUGUGAUGCUGAAGUUGUGGUCAUUCACCGGGGGCUACAUGACAUGAACGGUGCCUGCAAGUGUACCUUCGUUGUUCGCUUUGACCAUGAUAGCUCCGAGGAACAUAUUGAUCUGGGGAGGUUAUGUAUCAGGCCUGCACAAAGCACUUCAACAAAUACUAAAACCCAACCGGAGCUCUUUCGAAACAGGGACAUGAAAAUCUCUUUUCUUUAUUGAAAUGUGGCGCCAGACAAAUUACAGAUUGAUGUGUGAAUGUGCUUUUAACGAGUCAACUUAGACGGUGAUUGGUUUUUGACGGUUCUGGAAGAAUGACUCCUCAAGCAAGGUUCAUUUUUUAUAGGCAAAAUGAUUUUAACGCUAGCAUUUUCUCCUCAUGUACACAUUUGUUUAUUUCUUUUGAUUCUUUUUUGAUUUAUUUAAUCUAAUGAACGUGCACACUAGAAUCGAGAUAUUCAAACCUUUGUGGGUUAGGUGAUGUGAUGGUUGGCAGUGGAAGCCAGAUUGUACGUUGA
Malus domestica (apple) is the source of this 920-nucleotide messenger RNA. The record is from RefSeq and is a predicted model, not a curated record. Lineage: Eukaryota; Viridiplantae; Streptophyta; Magnoliopsida; Rosales; Rosaceae.